AUGCAGCCCGGCUUAGAGCCGUGGUUUGGCAGCGCUGGCAAGGCGCCAUAUCUUCAAGCUGCCGGAGCGAAGCGGCAAACCGCAGGCCCAGAGCUUUCCCGAAAGCAGCACGUUCCUCGCGAUGGCAUGAUCAUUGCAAGCGUUCUUGCUUGGCUGAGGCAGUCGCCUCGAUGUUCAAAGACCGGACGAAGGAACAGGGGUGGUCCUGAAAGGGCUCCAGGUGGCACAUCUUUGCUGUCGUGCUUGCCGGAGGAUGAAAUCGAUGAAAUCCCUGAAGCCUUUGCAAUCGGAGAUUGGCCGCCCAGUGGAGCCCCAAAACUGACGCUGAACACGGAGACUACAGAGACGGUUCAGCUUGGCCAUUGGAAAAUCAAUUCCGCACUUUUGGAUGUUCUGGAUGUGGCUCAUAGGGCCGCAAAGGACAUGGGCCACCUUUGCAUAUCUGAAGAGGCAACCGUGCUUGGUCUCUUCUCCAGCCACAUCGCCCCUGCCCUGUGCGGCAGCACCACCGUAGCGAUGGCCAGAUGCCUGGCCGAGCUGUCGCUGCGGCGGGUGCCGCGACGUCGGGAAGUCUUCACCUCGCCGUGUCUGCGGCUGCGGGAGCAUCAGCUGCCACUGGGGCAAUGUUCCCAGGAAGCCGUGAUGGAGGCAGCUCAGUGGCAACAGAUGCUGGGCCAUGAGCCUGCCGUUUUGGCCCCCGAACACCUGGCAUUGGCACUGCUUUCGGAGUAUGGCACAAAUGGCUACCGGAAGAACGGAGGUGUCAUGAUACGGAUUUUGCAGUCACUGCAAGUGAGACUUGUCGAUGUUCGUGUCGCUGUCCUUGAUGUUUUGCCUGGCCCAGCAGCGGCAAGCUAUGUUGAGUCCGAAAGGAUGAGAUCGAAAAGUGCCAAGAUGUUAACAGAACCUGGGAGAACCGUUCAGCCGUCUUUCAGGCAGAGUGACUGGCCGAAACUCCUAUCUGAUGCCUUGAAGAGCUUGACUGCAGGGCUGACCGAGCGAAAAAAUGAGGCCAAACUCCUGUUGUUGGCUGCAGUUGCGGGUGAACACGUUCUGUUGAUCGGACCGCCAGGGACAGGAAAAUCCCUGUUGGCACGGAGGCUGGCAGCACUUUGCCAGGGCAAGUGCUUCGAGCACCUCAUGACGUCAUUCACCACUCCUGAGGAGAUCUUGGGUCCCAUCUCACUGCUGGCUCUGCAAGAGGAUAAAGUGCUGCGAAAGGCGAAGAACUACUUGCCUGAGGCAGACGUGGCAUUCCUGGACGAAGUCUUUAAGGCCAGCCCAGGCGUCCUCAACUCCCUGGUGUCAGUUCUAAAUGAGAGGGUGGUGGACAAUGGCAGUGAGCGGUGUAAGAUUCCGCUGUGGUGCUUGGUUGGAGCCUCGAAUGAAUUGCCAGACACACCCGUCAUGGAUGCCUUGUACGAUCGCUUCCUGCUUCGGAGUCACGUCUCCUACAUCUCUGACACUGGCCUUCGUGGUUUUUUGGCACAGGAACUCACUGACACAUCUUCCGUCCAAGCAGGUCAAGACGGUCAGGACGGUCAGGACAACGACUUCACUUCAUUUACUUCAUUCGAUUGCAAAGAUUGCCAGGAAGCCUGCCGGGCAGCCCAGCAGGUGGCAGUUCCUUCCCGUCUACUUCGCAUGGUUGGUGCCCUUCGGCGUCACCUGGAAGAGGCUCAGCCAAAAAAACUCAUCUCAGAUCGGAGCUUGGCAAAGGCCAUGCGACUGUUACAAGUCGCAGCCUUCACCAUGGGAGCCCAGGAGGUCUCGGAGAUCGACCUGCUGCUGUUGAGGCACAUUUUCGAGGGCUCAGGUCAACAUGGAGCAGAUGGAUCGAUGGUGGUGAAGUGGUUGCUGGAACACUGCUUUUCCAGACACGAAGAAGACGUACUUCGCACCGUGCAGCGUGGUUUGCGACAAAUUCAGGCCAAAGCUAAAGGAGCGAAAAGCCGCGCAAAGAGGAUUUUGCUGCAGAAACUGCAGAUGAUCCAUCGGGUGGUCGAAGAGCAGGUUGGGCUAUGGCAUCGAGCAGAGGCUUCCAUCCAUUAUCGCCUGCGGAUUGCUGGGCUCAAGUCGAAGGAGGCUGGCUUUAGCUGGCUGGAGCCCGGAGAUGUGCAGAAGAUGGCAGACAAGCUCUUACCGCAGGUGAGACAGGUCAUUGGCUUUUGCGAGUCUCUGCGGUCCCAAGUGAUGCUCUACUUUGGGCUCUUGGAAGCAGACGAAUCUGCAGCCUCGCUGCCAUCAAACACGCUUGGAUAUGAGGUGGACGAGCAAGCCUUGCUUGAAGUGCCGGGCAUCGGCAGGGUGCUGGCACAACUCUUACUGAGCCGCUUUGGGAGCCUGGAGGCUGUGCUGGAAGCCGCCGAGACCGAUGCGACCGAGCUCACCUCGAUUCCAGGCAUUGGCCCCCGGCGCUUGCAACAGAUCCGGGCUCAUGCGAAGGCUCAGACGAGUGCGGAAAGAAGGGAGCAUAGCAGUGGAGAAAAAGGGGACAUGCCGCAUACCUGUCAGUUUUUGAGCGGUUUCACAUGUUUUGGACCAAAACUGCUCGAAUUCAUCGCCACAAUGAUCACAAGUCACCAUUGUUCCCCAAGGCGCUUCUUGCAAGCUCGGUGUCGGAAGUGA
Messenger RNA from Cladocopium goreaui, 2628 nucleotides. Lineage: Eukaryota; Dinophyceae; Suessiales; Symbiodiniaceae. The record is from the annotation of a GenBank genome assembly.